This is a messenger RNA of Elaeis guineensis (African oil palm), 1411 nucleotides long. RefSeq names its product SAP-like protein BP-73. The record is from RefSeq and is a predicted model, not a curated record. Lineage: Eukaryota; Viridiplantae; Streptophyta; Magnoliopsida; Arecales; Arecaceae.
CCAUCUCUACCUGUUGGAGGGACUAAGCCCUAGCGUUCUUCACUCUCACGGCGGUGUAGCGGCACGGCAGCGGCGGCGGUGCCAACGAGCGUCGGCAAAAAGGACGGAAUGCUUGGCGGUUAUCUAGUCUCUGAUGGGAAAUGCCUUCCGUGCUCAGGGAUGUCAGGAAGAAUGAGUUUUCCAUCAUAUUUUCAUAACGGGGAUCCCAUACUCUAUCGGGGCACUAAUGUCCUAUUGAAGACCUUCCCUGUUUAUGGUCCAAGAAGGGUGUCCUUUGUCUGUAAUUCUAAUAACCAAAGGAGGAGCCCAGAUUUUUCAAGACGACGGAAGGGGUCUUCCGGGGGCAAGAUCAAGCAAUUCCAAGAUCAAGAAAACUCUGAGAACAUUGAAGAAGCAAAUCUUUCGUCUUCUGAAAAUGGGCCACUGCUUUCUCUGGUCAGCAAUCCCAGGUAUCAGGCUACUGCCACUCCAGGACGAAGGGAGAAGGAGAUUGUUGAGCUGUUCAGAAAAGUCCAAGUCCAGCUACGCGAGCGGGCAGCUAUCAAGGAAGAGAAGAAGAUUGAAGCUGCCCAACAAGGGCAGGCAGAGAGGGGAACCGUCGAUUCCCUUCUAAAGUUAUUAAGGAAGCAUUCAGUUGACCAGAAGAAGAAGAGUGGUGGAGAAGAAGAUUUUAAUCUUGACCAGCCGGAGAGAAGCAAUCAAUUUGAGGAUGAGCAAAAUUCAAAUAUUUUUGGCCCUAAUAAUAUCACGUCAGAGGACGUUCGUGAACCAGACCCAGUUCCCUUUACUAGGCCGGCAUCAAAUUUCAGACGCAAAUCUCCUGUCCCUAGAGUAAAGUUCCAAUCUGUGUUGUCAGCUGAGGAGGAUGUCAGCUUCACUUCAUCUUUGAAAUCUCAAGAAAAAGAGAGGAAGACAGGAAACAAUGAGCCACAGCUGGCUCCUGAUCCAGAGUCCAUAUCAUUGGACGGACCUGAUGAAGUAUAUUUUGUUGAUCAAUCUGGCACUGAUGGAACUUCUGAAGAGACCAGCAAAUCAUCUGCGAUAGAGGAGAAUCCUGACUUGGGCUCCUUGAAACUGCCAGAGUUGAAGGGCCUUGCAAAGUCUCGAGGCAUCAAGGGGUAUUCAAAGAUGAAGAAAGGCGAACUCCUGGAAGUUUUAGGUAGUUGAUGGUGCUUGAUCAUAUCGACAGAGUAGUCAUAUUAAUCUUAGUUGCAGCUCUUCAUAUGUUUUGUUUCAGGCAUCUGCAUCACUGUUUAUUCCCUCAGCCAGUAUCUGGUUUCUCUCCACUCUCUUUUUUUUUUUUUUGCACUGCCUACACUUUAAUUUUAAAAUUGAUGAGGUGCUUCGUUUUGUGUACUAAUGCAGUAAUUCUGACAUAUUGUUCUGGUUAUGUUGGGGAAAUUACUUAUAA